CUUGACUGUUUUGAAACUUCAAACUUGUCGCAACUUGAAUCGAGCAACAGAUUUUUUUUCUAGAUUUAAUUUCAAAAUACCAUUUGAAAAUUGAAUUCAAGUGUGUUAUUUACCUCAAGACCUCAAUUUUCAGAAACAGUGAUGGCUCCAACAAAAAUUGAUCAUGGCACAAUAAUAAUACUGGACAUCGGCAAGAAUGCAUCGCUACCAGAAGAAAAGAAUGGGCAAUCUUUUUUUGAAAAGGCGAAGGAAUGCACUGGUCGAAUCAUAGAACGGAAGAUUAUCAGCCAAGGCAAGAACUUGGUGGGAAUAAUUUUGCUAGGAGCUAAGACAACUAACAAUAGUUUGGCUGAUAUGGCACCAGGUACUUGUCGGCAUAUUGAAAUAUUAGAAGAGCUGCAGUAUCCUACUUGGUCGAUGAUACGCAAACUUCCUGAUAAGCCUUCAAAAUCAAAAGGAAAUUGGUUUGAUGCACUUCUAGUUGCAGCUGACCAUUUAAAAAAUGGAGUACCAGCUACAAAAAUUGCACAGAAAAAGAUAAUAUUGAUGACAAACUUUCAAGCACCUUCUGAUAUGGAGGAUGGUCAAGUAAAACAGGCAAUAUCAGGAUUUCAAGAAGAAGGUUUUGAAGUUGACGUCAUUGGACCAGAUAUUUAUUCAGAAGAAAAUAGCAACUAUGAUGUAGAACUGGCAAAACUUUUUGUUGAAGAAACCAAAGGAGCAACGGCUACGUUUGAUUACACCAUGAGAUAUUUACUCUUCCACAAGAAAAGGGCUGUUAAUGCUAUGCCUUGGAAUGUAGAUCUGAGUAUAGGUCCUAACAUAAAAAUACCUGUUUCAGCUUAUAUUAGAAUUAAAGAUGAACCAGUUGUCAAGAAAUGGGAAAAAGCAAUUAGGAAUCCUGUCACUAACGCAGCAAGUUCAUCUGAAGGCAUUAAGAAAGAAAAGCUCCAUAUUAACACAGAAGAUCAAACAACAGUUGGUUCUGAUAAUGUGAUUAAAGGAUAUGAAUAUGGACAGCAAGUAAUUCCUUUUUCAGAGUGUGAUAAGAGUAUGCUUUAUGAUCCAGGACAGAAGUCUUUAAAAGUGUAUGGUUUUACGAAAGCCAGUAAUAUUACAUGGCAAAAUUUAAAUGGCGAUGGAUUGGCUUACGUGUUUGGGCGUAAACGUGAUAAAAAGGCGCAAUAUGCAUUAAGAUGUUUAAUUGAAUGUCUUUGUGAAUUGGAAUUGGUAGGCAUAGUUAGAAGAGUUUACAAUAAUGGAAAUGCACCUAAAAUGUAUGCUCUUAUGCCUGUAAUAGACACAAACAACUUUGUCUGUUUAUCUAUGGUUGGUAUUUGUUAUAAGGAUGAAAUUAAAAACAUGGCAUUCCCUGUCACAAGUAUUAAAAAGUAUGCUUGUAAUGAAGAGCAGGUUGAUUGCUUUAAGGAACUGAUAAAAUCUAUGGAUUUAACAAGAGCAUAUGAGGAAUCUGAGUUUGAUGACACUGAAGCUUUUCCAAUAGCUAAAAUGGUUAGCCCAUCUGCUCAAUAUAUUUUAGAUUGCAUUGCUUACCGAGCCAUGAAUCCAGGGAAACCCUUGCCUCAACCAAGGGAUGAUAUUGUCAUGUUAUUUAAAAUACCACCAUUAAUAGAGAAGAGAUCCAGAGAAAUUGCAGAAAAACUGAAGAAAUUAUUUGUUUUAAAUAAAGUGGAAAUCAAAAAGAGAGAUAAAAAGAAAAAUCAAGCUAUGGAUGUUGACGAUUAUCAACAGAACCAACCAUCCACAUCCAAUGAUGUCACAAUGGAUGACUUACCCAAAAUUGAACUUAAGAUGUUCAAGAAACCUGAUAAUGUACAAAGGAUAGGCACUGUGAAUCCAAUAAAUGACUUUGAUACACUCAAAAAGGGGGGUAAGAUAUUGACCGAUCUGGCAACACAGAUGACCGAAGCUAUUGAAAGUAUGGUAUAUGGCAACAUAGAUGGAAAUUUCAGUAAAGCCCUAGAUGCAAUGAUGCAUUUUAGGAAUGAGUGUCUCACAAAUGACCCCAAGCUAUACAACAAUUGGCUCAAAAUCUUCCUAAUGGAACUCACUGAUCGCAAACGAAGCAAUGUCAUUGAUAUGAUCAAGGAAAAGAAAUUAAACUAUAUUCUGCAAAGUGAGAACAGUUUAAGUACUAUUCAGUCAAAUACAUGUGAUGACAGUCAGUUGUAUGAAAAUGAUACAGUGCCUACACUAACUGAAGUCAGCAUAAGUUCAGAAGUCAAUGAUCUUUUUGAUGACAUGUAAUCUAAAAAUAUUUUUUAAGCAGUUAUAGUUAUUAUUAUUGAAAGUUGAAGGCUUUAAAAAGUAUAAUGUUAAUUAUUUGUAAUGAAAAUGUAUGAUACAAUAAAAAUUAUUUUCACUA
Maniola jurtina (meadow brown) is the source of this 2386-nucleotide messenger RNA. Its product is annotated as X-ray repair cross-complementing protein 5-like. Gene Ontology annotation, molecular function: telomeric repeat DNA binding; damaged DNA binding; double-stranded DNA binding. The record is from RefSeq and is a predicted model, not a curated record. Gene Ontology annotation, biological process: cellular response to X-ray; telomere maintenance; cellular response to gamma radiation. NCBI's taxonomy places the organism in Eukaryota, Metazoa, Arthropoda, Insecta, Lepidoptera, Nymphalidae. Bases 142 to 2268 code for a protein of 708 amino acids. The transcript is spliced from 3 exons. Gene Ontology annotation, cellular component: Ku70:Ku80 complex; nucleus.